GUACUCCCCUCCAAUCAGAUGCUUUGAUUGUACAGCGGCAUCUCCGUUACAGCAAGUCAGAGCGCUCGCCCGCAGCGAUGGAUCGGUGAAGCCUCCGCAUGAAGGCUGCAGGUCGUUCCUCCUUGCGGAGCGGAAGAAGUGAAGAUUGCGCAAGGAGCAAUGGAGAGGAACGACGACUUGGCAUGCGAGCGUGCGCUUUUGGAUAGUAUCUCUCGAGCGGAAGAUAAAUCAGGCUUGCACUUAUCCAGGGUUUGCAGUUAAGGAGUGCCACGGAUGCAGCAGCAACUGGAUUGCGUCCAAAUUAUCCGAGUCAUUGUUCAUCGCCCACCGGUGUCAGUGUCAGCAGCACUGGUGUCAGGAACAGGCCGCAUGAUUCGCCGUGAAGUCUAUCUGGAUCUAGCCGCUUUUGUGGCAUGCAACUUGAUGUUGCCCUCGUCUCGUUUGAGAGUAUUAUCGGAGAGAGCAGUACAUUAUCCUGCACCAACACACGUUCUUCAAUAAGACGUCGAGUACGAGUCUUCGUGAAGGGUACGAGGUCACGCCUACGAAUCCAAUCCCAUCACUUCGUCGUGGUUACCAGGAGUCGGAGGACAUUAUGAACAAUCUAAGCGGUAUGCCAGUGAUGCCAUGCCGAUAGAUUCUAUUGUUCUAUAAUUGUGUCAUCCAUCUCCUGCUGAAGUGGGUGAGACUGCCUUCCACGCCGAGGUCAACCUUCUCCAUCUCCAAAGGGAACGGAAAUAUCAAGUUGCAGCAUGGAUCGAAGAUUAGGGUUCGUGCGAAGGAGUUCAACCUGGUGUAGGCAACAGGUUCAGUGGGCCACAGCAAAGUGAUGGAUGAGGAGUUUGCACAGGGCGGAAUGCAAAGAACUAUUGGCGGCCGAGGGCAACGAGCAGGCCCUCGUAGAUGGGGAUGGUGGUAGUGGUGGCGAGGCAAGGCCUGGUACAGUUGCACGAAUUAAGAAUUCAGGCAUCCUUUUCUGUGCUAGAUUUGGCACAUUCGAAUAGUGUCUAACGCUGAAGCUCCUUUUUGGGUCCCACAAAGCAAAAGCCACAAGAGGUUUUGGACCCAAUGCCAUCACUAAUGGCGACCGAUUGACUUUCUUGUCCGUUAGCCGACUACUUACCUCGUUUAACAUCUGGAGUUUGUCUUGUGGUUGUGACUUUGUCGUGAAGGAAGUGAGUGGACGAGUGGAUGCAUACGCUAGUCAUGUCUCGUUUCCGUUCGCCUACACCUCGUGUCAAUAAAACUUUCAGCACGGCCACAGGUGGAUAUCUCAUUUGUUUUUCUAGAUAUUUGUUACGCAAAGGGGUGUGUAACAUGGUCUGGGGCAAACAAUUUGACUCGGAAUUAAAAGUGAGUUGGGAAGGACGAGGAGGGCCCCAGUGUUCAUGCGUCCGAUCAUCAGACUGUGACUGUAAGAUUCUACGAAUCGGGACUCGGCGUCCCUCAUUUUUUUAAAUCAAUGUCAUCUUGGACGUCUUUAUGAGGUAAACAAUGUUCCAUUAUGGAAUUUGCUUCGAAGAAACGUACUUUUGGUUGAUACUCGUGCAGGUGUGGGCAGUUCAGACGCGGUCUGCACAACGUAGGCAUAAGUUGGAACUCUGUUGGGGAGAUCCUCGUUUGAAGCUCUCGUGCACCAGUUUAACGCUCUCGCUGGGAAUCAUCAGGCCGCCUUCAAUUGUGCGUGUCUAGUCCUAGAGUGGUCUCCUAAUCAGUGUACUCUAUGGUAGAAGUCGUCGUGGGCCUCGUUCCAUGUAGUUCGCUUAUAAUGCUACAAUAUAUUAUUGAGGAACUUUCCGGUACUGUAGUGGG
This is a messenger RNA of Marchantia polymorpha subsp. ruderalis, 1812 nucleotides long. The record is from the annotation of a GenBank genome assembly. NCBI's taxonomy places the organism in Eukaryota, Viridiplantae, Streptophyta, Marchantiopsida, Marchantiales, Marchantiaceae.